CACCAUCUCACUGCCGCAACGCACAGGCACUAUCUCUCGUUUCUUUUGAUAGCUGUCCAAAAAAAAAAACCUGUUAGGUUUAAUGCACAAAUUGAACUUCAAAUAGUUGCUUAGGGGAGUACAAAACUUAAGCUGAGGGAUAUAACCCAUCGUGUUACAGCUGCAAUAACUUUCUUGUCUUCAAAGAUUGACCCUUCAACCAUUUUAACUUGUCAAAUCAUCUUAAGAGGGGGUCAUAAAAAUUAAAAACUUGGAUUUAUAAUCUUAAAGACCCUUUUUUAAGAACAAAUAAAGUGCAUACGCUUAUAAGUUAUAACAUUACCACACUUUUAGUUAAUUCAACUUCAUCUCCUAUAAUUAGUCAUCCAAACUCAAGACCACCAGCCUUGACAUUAGCGGCUCGGCUAGGCCCGACCUAACAAAACAUCUCAAUGUAGUAGUUCGGGUCACAUAUUACAAGUCCUACUGUCCUACAUAUAAGACUAUAAGUAGGUCCUACCUAUGCAAGAAUACUGAUCAGCAAUUGGUUAUUAAUCUCUAGUUGGAGAGACAUGAUUGGUGGUUGAAUGUCACAAUCAAUGAGUCCUUUCGAAUAAAAAACUUAAUGAUGUUGGAUUCUAAGGUACCAGACAAGGGGAGAGACGGAAGAUGCACCAAGAUGAAUGAUUGCUCCGCCUUAACCUUACCUUAAUUAAUUUAAGCAUUGGAGAUUAGUUUAACAUAAACAAUGCCCACCUUCAUCACUAAAAAACUAAUAAAUAUGAAACACCAUUUGAAUAUGUAUUAAUUCUUGGAAAAUUCUAGCAAAGUGAUUGAGAUAUUUAUGUUAAAUUAUUCUAAAAUACAAACAUUUCCCUCUCAUCUUCCAUACAAGGCAUCUGUAAUUACUUGAUCUUUGAAGUCUAACCCUUAUUCUACCAAUAGCUUCUCCCUUCCAAGAACCCUAUUAGUUCAUGAUAGUUUCUUCUUAGAAACAGCAAUUCAUCCUAGCUUAAACAAACUCGUAGGGGACUCCCACAAACUUGUGCCAUAAUUAAUUUUUUUUAAUUAAACCUUUGGGCUUUGAUACAAGAUGUUGAAGGAAAGUCAACUGGGCAACAAUUCGUGGGACUUUUAACAGACAAAAAUGGACCGGAUUCAUGGAAUAAAGGCAAGAUUUUCGGUUAUUAAGGGACGGUAGUUUGAUCACCAGAUGGGGAAACAUAAAACCAUAAGGAGAUGAUGAAAGAAUUGAAUUACCAGAAUUUACGAUUGGUUACAAGUAUUAUUAUACUCUGCAUCUUUAUAGUGAUCCAAUCAUCCUGUUCACAAGAAGAUUUUGUUAGUAUUCAGAGUUGUGCUGAUUCAAAAUUCACCGAUCCAAGCAACAAUAUAACAUGGAUCCCAGAUGAUAAAUGGUUCCCUGACAAUCAACAAUGCCAAGACAUAGUAAGACCAGUACAAAAUGGUACAGCUAAUGAUCAUGCCCGAUUCUUUAACAUGAAAUAUGGUACAAAAUGGUGUUAUGACUUGCCAACAGAAAAAGGUCAGUAUUAUCUAAUCCGCGGAACAUUUCCUUUGGAAGAUCUGAAUGCCUCCCCUACAACAACAUAUUUUGAAGUUUCAAUUGGUAUUACACCAUUAGGGCGAGUUAACUCGUCAAGUGAGGCUGUAGUUGAAGGGAUUGUAAGAGCUAAUCAUAAUUAUACCAACUUCUGUGUAUUAAAAAAACAAGGAAACCCAUAUGUCUCCAAAAUUGAAUUAAGGCCAUUAGACUCCGAUUAUGGGGUGCCUUUAAGUGUCCUCAAGCUUGUUCAUAGGAUUGAUGUCGGAAACACGGGAAGAGAAAUCAGGUACCCACAAGACCCACGUGAUCGAAUCUGGAAACCCGAUACAAAUCUGAACCAGAAUGGCAAUUCCACAUCACAAGAUACCGCCCAAAUCAUUGCUCCAAACGGUACAGAUACGCCACCGCCUAUCAAAGUACUACAAACAGCUAGAACGCAUUCAGACCGUCUAGAAUUUUAUCAUAACUUACGUCCGGGGUACAAUGACUAUAUUAUCUACCUCUAUUUUCUUGAACUUGGUGGCACGGUGCAAACUGGGCAACGGGUCUUUGAUAUAUAUAUCAAUGAUAAGAUACGAGAGACAGUUGAUGUAAUGUCUGGUGGGUCAAAUUAUAAGGCUAUUUGUAUUAACUUCACAGCAAAAGAGUUUCUUAAUUUGACCAUAAUAAAAGCUUCCAACGGAUCUCAGCUGGGUCCAAUUUGCAAUGCUUAUGAAAUUUUGCAAGUUCGGCCAUUGCUUCAAUCUACUAAUCAAGAAGAUGUGGAUGUGAUUAUGAACAUAAAAAGGGAACUGUUGUCGGAGAACCAAGACAAUGAGGUUUUAGAAAGUUGGAUGGGUGACCCCUGUCUCCCGCAUAGCUGGCAUGCCGUAAAAUGCAAGCAAUCAAAUGGGGCAAUAGUCAUAACUAAGCUGGAUCUAUCAGGUGGCAAAUUUCAAGGACCACUUGCACAGAGCAUUACUAUGUUGACUCAUCUUAUGGAGCUGAAUGUCAGCAACAAUCUCUUCACCGGCACUAUUCCCGUAUUCCCAUCUUCUUCAGUUCUCACCUCAAUGGACCUAAGAAACAACAACUUCAGGGGGAGCAUUCAAGAUUCACUUACCUCCCUUCCACAAUUGACACAGUUAUACUACGGCUGCAAUAAACAUUUCAAGAAAGAGCUUCCUACAAGUCAAAAUUCAUCCAAACUCGCUACAGACAACGGAAUGUGCAGGGGACAAAAAUCAUCACAUCCACCACACAGCAUUUUUAUAGCAGCAAUUGCAGGCGCGGCCCUUUUAGCUUCUGGGGUAUUUGCUUGCGUAAUUUGCUAUUUCAAGAAAAGAAAGAUGGUUAACAAGAGAUCAGAAGGAAAAAGACAUAUAAUGACCAAGAAUGCAAUUUAUGCAAUUCCAAGCAGCAAGGAUGAUAUAACUUUAAAGGCGAUAACUAUAGAGAGCUUUACUCUUGAACAGAUAGAAAGUGCAAUACAACAAUAUAAAACUUUAAUUGGAGAAGGGGGGUUUGGAUCUGUUUACCGUGGUACUCUGCCAGAUGGCCAAGAAGUAGCUGUAAAGGUCCGGUCAGCCACUUCAACACAGGGAACCCGUGAAUUUAACAAUGAGUUGACACUUUUAUCAGCUAUCCGGCAUGAAAACUUGGUCCCGCUUCUUGGUUAUUGCUGGGAAAAUGACCAACAAAUACUCGUUUAUCCAUUUAUGUCUAAUGGAUCCCUACAAGAUCGGCUUUAUGGUGAGGCAUCUAAAAGACGGCCACUUGACUGGCCUACCAGACUUUCAAUAGCUCUAGGCUCUGCUCGAGGUUUAACAUAUCUUCAUACAUUCUCGGGGCGUUCAGUCAUACACAGGGAUGUGAAAUCAAGUAACAUACUUCUAGACCAUAGUAUGUGUGCCAAGGUGGCAGACUUUGGCUUUUCAAAGUAUGCGCCUCAGGAAGGUGAUAGUAAUGCCUCCCUAGAAGUAAGGGGAACAGCUGGAUACUUGGAUCCAGAGUAUUAUUCAACCCAACAUUUGUCUGCCAAGAGUGAUGUCUUUAGCUAUGGGGUUGUCCUACUUGAAAUGAUAACGGGCCGGGAGCCACUAAAUAUACAUAGACCACGAAAUGAGUGGAGCUUGGUCGAAUGGGCAAAACCUUAUAUAAGGAACUCAAGAAUUGAUGAAAUAGUUGAUCCAAGCAUAAAAGGAGGAUAUCACACAGAAGCAAUGUGGAGAGUUGUGGAAGUGGCACUAGCAUGUAUUGAGCCAUUCUCAGCUUACAGACCUUCCAUGAUCGAUAUUGUCCGUGAGCUAGAGGAUGCAUUGAUCAUUGAGAAUAACGCAUCUGAAUACAUGAGAUCAAUGGACAGUUUUGGAGGAUCUAAUCGGUUUUCCAUUGAGAGACCAAUUGUUAUAUUACCUUUACCUACACCAACUCCCUCAGAACCAUCUUCUCUCAUCUCACAACCUGCCCCUCCACAACCAAGAUAAAUUUGUAGCGAAUGAAUAUAAAAAAUAUCUAGUAAAUAUGUGUAAUUUCUUGAUUUCUUUCUAUGACAACUCAAUCUCAGUUGACUCCGCUAGUAAAUUUUAUCAGAGGAUAAACUGAAGAUUUUAGCAUAGUGCCAUAAUGUCAUAUAUCAUAUGAAUCUGUACCACAUAAAUAUCAUCUACUGUACUGAUCAAGUUAUAUGAGAAGGGAAAACGUUAGAAUAUUUAUUUACUUUA
Molecule: messenger RNA, 4248 nt
Organism: Erigeron canadensis
Lineage: Eukaryota; Viridiplantae; Streptophyta; Magnoliopsida; Asterales; Asteraceae
Product: nodulation receptor kinase-like
Exons: 15
Coding region: 1219-4011 (930 amino acids)
Biological process (GO): protein phosphorylation
Molecular function (GO): ATP binding; protein kinase activity; protein binding
Source: RefSeq, a predicted model, not a curated record